Setaria italica (foxtail millet) is the source of this 2118-nucleotide messenger RNA. RefSeq names its product T-complex protein 1 subunit theta. Gene Ontology annotation, biological process: protein folding. The transcript is spliced from 13 exons. Gene Ontology annotation, molecular function: ATP hydrolysis activity; ATP-dependent protein folding chaperone; ATP binding. Bases 154 to 1797 code for a protein of 547 amino acids. The record is from RefSeq and is a predicted model, not a curated record. Lineage: Eukaryota; Viridiplantae; Streptophyta; Magnoliopsida; Poales; Poaceae. Gene Ontology annotation, cellular component: chaperonin-containing T-complex.
CUUCCCCUCCCCACCAUUCUAGAACACGCCUCGGCGGCCUCCGCAUCUCCCCGCCUCCACUCUCGCACUCCCUCCCACUGCAGCGGCCACUAGGGUUUAAACUUUUUCCUCCCCCGAUCCGCCUCGCCGCCGCCCGCCCGCCGGAGACCGAGGAUGGUGGGUCUGGGCUCGAUGGGGUACGGGAUCCAGUCGAUGCUCAAGGAGGGCCACCGCCACCUCUCGGGGCUCGAGGAGGCCGUGCUCAAGAACAUCGACGCCUGCCGCGAGCUCUCCGCCAUCACGCGCACCUCCCUCGGCCCCAAUGGAAUGAACAAGAUGGUUAUCAAUCACUUGGACAAGCUGUUCGUGACGAACGAUGCUGCCACCAUCGUGAACGAGCUCGAGGUUCAGCACCCGGCUGCCAAGAUCCUGGUACUUGCCAGCAGGGCCCAGCAGGAGGAGAUUGGGGAUGGAGCCAAUCUCACCAUAUCGUUCGCCGGUGAGCUGCUUGAGAAGGCUGAGGAGCUCAUCAGGAUGGGUUUGCAUCCGAGCGAGAUCAUCAUUGGCUACACCAAGGCCAUCAACAAGACGAUUGAGAUCUUGGAGGACCUUGUCGAGAAAGGCUCAGAGAACAUGGAUGUGAGGAAUAAGGAAGAGGUCGUGUUGAGGAUGAGAUCUGCUGUUGCGAGCAAGCAAUUUGGUCAGGAGGACAUACUGUGCCCUCUUGUGGCUGAUGCCUGCAUGCAAGUUUGCCCCAAAAAUCCUGCAAACUUCAAUGUCGACAAUGUUAGAGUGGCUAAGCUGGUUGGAGGUGGUUUGCACAAUUCUACUGUGGUUCGUGGGAUGGUUCUAAGAAAUGAUGCUGUUGGGAGCAUCAAAAGGGUGGAAAUGGCAAAGAUUGCAGUAUUUGCUGGUGGUGUUGAUACUUCUGCAACUGAAACAAAGGGAACUGUGCUGAUACAUUCUGCUGAGCAGCUAGAAAAUUAUGCUAAGACCGAGGAAGCUAAGGUGGAGGAGCUUAUCAAAGCUGUUGCUGACUCAGGUGCCAAGGUUAUUGUCAGUGGCGCAGCAGUUGGUGAUAUGGCACUACAUUUCUGUGAACGUUACAAACUAAUGGUUCUGAAAAUCAGCUCUAAGUUUGAACUGAGAAGAUUCUGCCGUACUACUGGGGCUGUUGCAAUUUUGAAACUUAGCCAACCAAAUGCGGACGAAUUAGGAUAUGCAGACUCUGUUUCGGUGGAGGAAAUUGGUGGUGCUCGAGUGACUGUUGUCAAGAAUGAGCAAGGUGGAAAUUCUGUGGCUACUGUUGUCUUAAGAGGCAGUACUGACAGUAUACUAGAUGAUCUUGAAAGAGCUGUUGAUGAUGGCGUCAAUACAUACAAGUCAAUGUGCAGGGACAGUCGGAUAAUUCCUGGUGCAGCUGCAACAGAAAUAGAACUGGCAAAGAGAUUGAAGGAGUUUUCUUUGAAGGAAACAGGGUUGGACCAGUAUGCCAUUGCAAAAUUUGCUGAAAGCUUUGAGAUGGUUCCAAGAACCCUAUCUGAAAAUGCUGGACUUAGCGCGAUGGAGAUAAUAUCUUCCCUUUAUGCUGAGCAUGCUGCUGGGAAUACAAAAGUUGGUAUUGACCUGGAGGAAGGUGCUUGCAAGGAUGUCUCUGCCUUGAAAAUAUGGGACCUCUACGUCACAAAGUUUUUUGCCCUAAAAUACUCUGCUGAUGCUGUAUGCACCGUACUACGGGUUGACCAGAUCAUCAUGGCAAAGCCAGCAGGAGGGCCAAGAAGAGAUGCCCAGCCUGGUGGCGGGAUGGAUGAGGAUUAGUUUCACAUUUUCGCUUUUGUACUCUUGUUUUCAUUGUGUCACGCUUGCGAGAUUUCAGAUCAGGGAACAUCUGUAUCUUAUCUAGGCUUUGGUUCUGUAGAAGAUUUUGGGUGCCUGGAGUUCACGUUUGUGAGGGUUGCAUGGUUGAGCUAAUAUCCCAUGGGGAAUUUGGGAGUCUUUUCCUGGUGUAUUGCGAUGCUGAUGUAUCAAAUGAUUGACUCCAGGGUUUGUUCUUUCAGUUUAUCACACAAACUGAGCUCAUGUAACUCCGGGGUUUGUUCAUCUGAGUUCAUUUAAGUGAUACUUUAGUUCUACUUGGAA